AUGUCCCGCUCCGCCACCAGCAAACUCCCACCUCUGGCCUACCACAUCCUCUCUCCUCAUCCCGGCCCAAUCAACUGCACCACCUUUCCCGCCACAAAAUUCAUCGCCGACGACCCCGCCCAUCCACUAUACCUCAAAACACAGCGCCGUCUCGCCCUCUUCGACCGUAAUGCCUUUCACUUCCGCGUGCAUUGUCCCUUUGACAUCUCUAAAAAGGCCGUCAUUCGCAAUACAGUCAAGAAGACGUUUGAGAAGGCCUUUGUCAGGGAGCUCGAGCGAGGAGGUUGGGCGCCUGAUGGGAAGGUUCUGAAGGGAAAGGAUGCGAGGAAGGACGGGUUGAGCGGAGCUUGCUUGGUGAAUAUUGUCAAGGAUUCGAAGAGGGUGUUGCAGGCGAGUAGGGAGGAUGUGAGGAGAGAGAUGGCGAGACUGGUGGACGAGAUUGCGGAGAGACGUGUUCAAUGGCAGCCGAGACCGGUGGCGGAGAGCUGGACUUCGACUGGGCAGCGACAGGGAGAGCAGCGGGGAGGGCGCACUCGUUUGGGACAGGAAGAGUCGGCGAAAAUGCCCGAGCUGAAUGUCAUGGUCAAUCAGUGGAGCUUCACCGCACGACCGCAUGUUGUUGCAUGGAACGGAGGCCGCACUCCCGACGAGCUGACCACCAGCGCGUAUGCACCGUCACAGUCACAAAUUGGAGCGAGUUGCGAAAGCCCGAUCGUCGCCCUUUUCAGACCAGCGGUCAGAAGUUGGGCGAUGUGCUAUGUGUGCGGCGGCGCAUCGUGCACAUGGCGCAUCGUUGCAGACGCCGUCUUCCUGGAACUCAACUGGAAACAGCACGUGCAUGAUGUCACUCCCGACUCUCUUGAAGCGCAAGAGGACAGGCUUGAUGCGUUCGCCGUCACUGCUUGAGAGGUUGCAGUCCACGACGGCAAUUAAACCCGCACACGGGGAAUGACCGCGCAUGCUCGUCUUUGCUGCUGUUCGAAUUUUGCCUGGCUAUCGAUCGAGCCUUGGCUGGUGUUGACCGCGCCAUUCCACUGAAUGGUUACACCGCGGCAAUGCUCACGCAAAGCAAAGCUUUCGUGGAUGCCGCAGAAAAGGCCGACGGACACCAUUUCGAGUGAAGGGACACUACCGAUCCUCCCUUCGUGUGGCAUCAGCUCGUCGAGAGCGAGAUCAAAGCGAGCGGUAUUGCCUGGACACAUCUGCAUCCGAAUGUUUUUAUGGAGAGACUCCUCGCAGCCACUUCAACCAAAG
Zymoseptoria tritici IPO323 is the source of this 1254-nucleotide messenger RNA. RefSeq lists its product as uncharacterized. Bases 1 to 906 code for a protein of 301 amino acids. NCBI's taxonomy places the organism in Eukaryota, Fungi, Ascomycota, Dothideomycetes, Mycosphaerellales, Mycosphaerellaceae. The transcript is spliced from 5 exons. The record is from RefSeq and is a predicted model, not a curated record.